AUGGCGAGGCAAACGUAUAAUAGCAAACCUGAAACAACUGUACAAAUCACUCUCCUUGAUACCAUCCAGACGAUUCAUGCCGCUUGGAGACAGGUCACAUCUAAGACGAUCGCCAACUGCUAUCGGAAGGGAGGCUUUGGCCUUCCUGAGCGAGAUGAAGGUUCGUCAGACGAUGAGACAGACAACAUGGUUCUUUCCGACCUCAGAGUUAUGUGGAAUGAACUGUCAGAUAAAGCAGAAGAAAUCCCGGCAGAUGUCACGUUGGACGACUUCAUCAAUGCUGAUAAUCAAGUUGUUACAGCCGAACGUCCUACUGAAGACGAGAUUGUGACGUCAGUAGCCCAGCAGUUUGCCACGCCCACUGUCACAUCCGCUCCCAACUCUGAUAGUGAAGAUGAUGAACCUCGACCGAAGCAAUCCUUUGCUGAGGCCAAUGCAGCAUUGGAGACACUACGUCAUCUACUUGUUUGUGAAGGUACAGAUAGUUCUAUCUUCGACUCUCUUGCAGAUGUCUGA
Haliotis rubra (blacklip abalone) is the source of this 516-nucleotide messenger RNA. RefSeq names its product tigger transposable element-derived protein 4-like. The coding region runs from base 1 to 516 and encodes 171 amino acids. The record is from RefSeq and is a predicted model, not a curated record. The transcript is spliced from 2 exons. NCBI's taxonomy places the organism in Eukaryota, Metazoa, Mollusca, Gastropoda, Lepetellida, Haliotidae.